GAGCGGAGCCCUCUGUCUUCCUUGAUUCUCUGUCCACCACCCCCUAUAACAUGGCGAGAGCCUAGAAGUCUCACACCAAAAUAACUUAAUAGAAGUCCUCUUUCUUCUUUCUGUUUCCCACAAUUCAAACGCAGGAAGAAGACCAGGACUCGGUCCAAGCCUCCAAGGCCACCAUCUCUUAUUCCGCCUUUCUAUCUUCUCUGACUUCCCUCUCUCUCUCUCUCUCUCUCUCUCUCUCUCUCUCUCUCUCUCUCUCUCUCUAUGUUCUUGACUUUUUGUCCUUCGUGGUAGUUUCUUCUCCCUCUGGAGGUUUCCGUCGUCGUUGUUUCUACUCAAUGGUGUCCAUUCUUUCGUUGAUUGGGGGCAGAAACUCAAGCUUGCUCAUAGAAUUAUUCUUUAAAUCGGGGUUUCGUUUCUCUGUUCUUGCUAGUAGGUCCUCCUGAUCUCGAAAACUAUGCUUUUGUGGUGUUUUUGUUUUUCUUAAUUUCCCCACCCCUUUUUUCGCUUCUUGUCGGAAGUACGUUAUUAAUGCGUUAAUGCCGGUUGUUUCAGCAAAUUUUGUUGUUAUGGUUUCGAUGUCUUGAAGUUUGAUUUUGACGGUCGAUCUCUGAUGGGUUAUCGUUUAUGGGACUAGAACCGUUACACGCUUGACGAGACGUUUCCCUGCGCUCUCGUCGGUGGGAGGACUAGGAUUUGAUUUGCAAAUUUAUUACGGUUGAAGAAAUAUCACACAUGUUACCCUUCAACAGAAACAGAAAUCAGCCAAGGACCAGCAGAUCUUGGUCUCUUUCAGGCAUGGAUUAUGCAGAUUCAAAACGGAAGAGCAACUUUGUUGGCAAGGUUCUUUUGCUUGCUAUUCUCACAGCCCUAUGCAUUAUUAUGCUGAAGCAGUCACCUGGAUUUAGUAGCCCGAGCCCGUUCUCCCGUCAUGAACCAGGGAUGACACAUGUCUUAGUAACUGGAGGUGCUGGCUAUAUUGGUUCACAUGCUGCACUUAGACUUCUGAAGGAUUCAUACCGUGUCACCAUAGUGGACAACCUCUCCCGGGGAAACAUUGGUGCAAUUAAGGUCCUUCAGGAGAAGUUUCCAGAACCUGGGAGACUUCAGUUCAUUUAUGCUGAUUUGGGCGAUGUGAAAGCUGUACACAAAAUAUUUGCAGAAAAUGCAUUUGAUGCUGUGAUGCAUUUUGCAGCUGUUGCUUAUGUUGGGGAAAGCACACUUGAUCCUCUCAGAUAUUAUCACAAUAUUACAUCAAAUACCUUGGUAGUAUUGGAGGCAAUGGCUGCACAUGGUGUGAAGACACUAAUCUACUCAAGUACAUGUGCAACAUAUGGAGAGCCUGAAAGGAUGCCUAUUACAGAAGCAACUCAUCAGGCCCCAAUUAACCCAUAUGGAAAAGCCAAGAAGAUGGCAGAAGAUAUCAUUCUCGAUUUCUCAAAGAAUUCAGACAUGGCUGUCAUGAUCUUAAGAUAUUUCAAUGUGAUUGGUUCAGAUCCAGAGGGAAGGCUAGGGGAAGCUCCCAGACCUGAAUUGCGUGAGCAUGGACGGAUAUCAGGUGCUUGCUUUGAUGCAGCAAUGGGGAUAAUUCCUGGGUUGAAGGUCAAAGGAACAGAUUAUAAGACACCUGAUGGCACUUGCAUAAGAGACUACAUUGAUGUCACAGACUUAGUUGAUGCUCAUGUGAAGGCUCUUGUGAAGGCAACCCCUGGAAAAGUUGGUAUUUACAAUGUUGGCACAGGAAAAGGUAGAUCAGUCAAGGAAUUUGUGGAGGCAUGUAAGAAGGCGACAGGUGUGGACAUCAAAGUUGAAUAUCUCAGCCGCCGGCCUGGAGAUUAUGCUGAAGUUUACAGUGAUCCAUCCAAGAUACUGCAUGAGUUAAACUGGACAGCACAGUACACCAAUCUUCAAGAGAGUUUGCAGAUUGCAUGGAGAUGGCAGCAGUCACAUCGUAAUGGAUAUGGGCCCCCCUUGGCUAUGUCCUCUUGAUAGAUCAUUCCACAUUGUAAUUUGUAACAGAAGAUUCAGAUAGGUGCGGCUGUGGCAUUGAGCUCCCACAUUUAUUUCUUAUUGACCUUUUCCUUGAUAUGCAAAGGGGAGGUUUUGGGUAUUCAUUUUGGAGAUAAAUCAGCGUAGGAGCAAGCCCAUUUGUUAUAUUAAUGAGAACAGAGAAAGUUGAAUAAUAAUGCAUCCAGCCCAUAUAGCUCCUUAUACUAACCCUUCUCAUUAUUGC
Messenger RNA from Nelumbo nucifera (sacred lotus), 2230 nucleotides. The record is from RefSeq and is a predicted model, not a curated record. Lineage: Eukaryota; Viridiplantae; Streptophyta; Magnoliopsida; Proteales; Nelumbonaceae.